AUGUCGCCAAAACCGCGAAAGCUUCAGCGCGUCUCCAAGGCCUGCGACUUCUGCAAUCGGCGCAGCAUCAAAUGCGGCACAAGCGAAGACCGGCUAGGCCGAUGCCAGAAUUGCGCAGACUUCGAUGUCCCUUGCACCUAUGAUCGUCCUGCCAAAAGGCGGGGCGUCAAAGCUGGAGCCAAGGGAAAUAUACGGGAGACGCCCGUGCAAACAUCAUCGGUAGGCCAACUCCCAGUCGGUCGGGUCCCGGCGCCAGAGAGAGCCUCUGGAUCGUCUGCGUCUAGGAGCUCAAUGUAUCACGAAACGGCUUCUCGGCCAUCAUUGACAGGGGAUCCUUGGAUCUCCUUCAACACGGGUUGGUCAACGACCGAGGGGUAUGAUGACGAUGGCGCCCUCCGCAAUUCCUGGAAAGCUUUUGCAAUCUCCAGUGAUCAGCAGAUCAGGAACCUUGUUCAGGUAUACUUUGAGAUUGUUUAUCCGAUAUUCCCUCUUUUCCAUAAGCAAUCAUUCAUCGAAAGAAUCAAUAACCAAGAACACCUCCGAAACCAAGGACUAUUUGCCUCCACCAUGGCGGUUUGUGCAUUGGUUUCGGGACGGGCGCGCGAUGGCGCGUUAUAUUCCACUCGAUGGCAACGUGAAGAGCUCAUCGAGCCCCCAUCAGAAGCCUUUUAUGCAGCGGCCAAGGACUCCUUUCCUCGAGACUUAGCCCUUGCAAGGGGGUUCAAUUAUAUGCGUGCAUGUGCCAUACUUGCGAUCGCUAGUAUCCAGAAUGGCCAGAUCAAGAACUUGCAGAAAUAUUCUGGCAUGUACCACACCUUGACAACAAUGGAGGGACUUCAUGAUGAGAAGCUGUGGCCAAAAGAUAUUGGGAUUAUUGAGACGGAGGAACGGCGGAGAUUGUUCUGGUCAAUCUACACAUUGGAUAUCUACGCCAGUAUUGUAUGGGGGGGCAUCAUUCGAUACCGUGAAGCCCAUUCCCUAGUACGGUAUCCUAGUGAACUGGAUGAUGAAUUUAUUACUCCACAUGGCUACAGCUUACCACCAUCACCAAAGUCAAGUACACUCGGCCCUGGUGAUACUCCCGGCGUAUCUCAGCAACGAGUAUCAUGGAUGCAUGGCUGGAACUUCACGACGGACCUAUAUCGAAUACUGGAGCACGUGGUAGAUGGGACGCGACGCCGCUUCUCAUCCGCGAAUGGCACCACCGAAGUAUGGUCCCUUUUCAGUCCAGCGUCCAUGUCAGAGCCGGCUGUCAUGGAGCGAGUACUUUCGAUGUAUACUGCGCUGCCCUCACAGUUUCGUGAGACGCCGCCGACAACGGGGGAUAUGAGCAAGGAUCUGUUUGGAUUUCAGUCUGCAAAUAUCCAGGCAACAUUACAGUUACUCCGAAUGGUUCUUUUGUCUGCGGAGGAGAUUGGGGUAGAUCGGAAGUGCGAUGUGGCUGGCGAGCUACUGAGCGUGUUUUCCAAAGUUCCGGUGGAGUACCUGAAGGCCAUCAGCUCACCCCUGCUACAUCACCUCGGUGGCAUUGGAUAUAUCCUCGGUUCCGUCAUGGAGGGAAGUCUCUCCGAUGCAUCCUAUCAACGAGUACGGACAUUACUGCUUGAAAUGGCAGAUCUUCUCCACCGCUUUGAGACUGGUCUCCACCGUUCAGCGGGCGCCAGUCAGCGCCUACGCUCCCAGGUCGACCGGAUCGACGGCUACAUGCGCACGUCGCGGCUAGUCAAUUUCUCGGUACCACCACCCCCUCCCAACGGUGCUUCCGUCCUACAAGUAAAUAUCAAGCCCGAGGCAAUGGUUCCGCCGACCGUGUAUCCUCACGCCGGUGCAGCCCAGGUGGGGGCCACCGCGGGUGUUGGUGAUCAGAUGAUGCAGUUUCAGUUACCGCCGGAACUGCUCACCAAUUGGCCGUGGCCGCUGGAUAAUUCUCAUUCAGAGGGCUUCCUUCCGCUAGCAUUUGAAUAG
Messenger RNA from Penicillium daleae, 1965 nucleotides. RefSeq lists its product as uncharacterized. Lineage: Eukaryota; Fungi; Ascomycota; Eurotiomycetes; Eurotiales; Aspergillaceae. The record is from RefSeq and is a predicted model, not a curated record. The coding region runs from base 1 to 1965 and encodes 654 amino acids. Gene Ontology annotation, molecular function: DNA-binding transcription factor activity, RNA polymerase II-specific; zinc ion binding; DNA binding. The transcript is spliced from 6 exons. Gene Ontology annotation, biological process: DNA-templated transcription; regulation of DNA-templated transcription.